ACUGUACAGUUUCAGGUCUGUUAUCCGAUAUGUAUAAAUACAUGUCUAUGAACAGGUCACAUUUCCACUCACAAAAACAUCUCAUAACAAACUAUAGGCACAGUACAGAAUCAACACUCACCCCCUUCCUUGUGUUUGGCUUUAUUAACGUGGCAACAUAAAACAAACAACCUAAUCUCUAGCCCAGUCCUUUUUCCCAGGCUUGGUUGUCUGUAGGGAUCUUGUCUUGUGACAUAUCAGCACCACUGCCUAGAGGACCAAUCUCUUCUCUUCAGAGCUAUUGUGGAGUUACAUAUCAACAAGUCAAAGUGAGUCAACAGGGUUCAGUCAGCAACUCCCUUUGGGGUUUCAACACCUCCUCUUAGGGUGGGUCCACAGGAGAACCCAGCAACUCCAUAACAGUUGAGUGCACAAAAGUAAGAUAUUAAUGAACGGAUGGACUCUGUUGAUAAGAUGUACCAACCCACCAUGACAGCUGAUGUGUCAGAAGCUGGGGAAAUGGCUCUGGAACCUCUAAUCACUUGCAAACUAUGUCUCUGUGAACAUUCUCUUGAGAAGAUGACCACUCUUCAAGAAUGCAGCUGCAUCUUCUGUACAUCGUGCCUUAAACAGUAUAUGCAGGUGGCAAUUCGAGAAGGCUGUGGCUCUCCCAUCACUUGUCCAGACAUUGUGUGCUUGAACCAUGGGAUCCUACAGGAAGCAGAGAUUGCCUGUUUGGUACCUGUUGACCAGUUUCAGUUAUACCAGCGAUUGAAAUUUGAACGAGAAGUCCAUUUGGACCCAUGCAGAACCUGGUGCCCUGCUACUGACUGCCAGACCAUGUGCCACAUCAAACUGAGUGACUCGGGACAACCAGUGCCUGUAGAAUGCCCAGCUUGUAACCUGAAAUUUUGCUCAGCCUGCAAAGAAGCAUGGCACCCAGAGCGCUUGUGCCAGGAGAACCAACCAAUUGUAAUACCAACUGAGCAGGGAACACUUACCAGGACUGACCCAGAGGCUCCAAUCAAACAGUGCCCAGUGUGCCGGAUCUAUAUUGAACGCAAUGAAGGCUGUGCUCAAAUGAUGUGUAAGAACUGCAAACACACAUUUUGCUGGUACUGCCUGCAGAACUUGGAUAAUGAUAUCUUCUUAAGACAUUAUGACAAAGGCCCCUGCAGAAACAAACUAGGCCAUUCUCGAGCCUCAGUAAUGUGGAACAGAACACAGGUUGUGGGGAUCCUGGUGGGGCUGGGUAUCCUAGCACUAGUGACUUCUCCCUUGCUUCUUGUGGCAUCACCAUGCAUCAUCUGCUGUGUCUGCAAAUCCUGCAGGGGGAAAAAGAAAAAGCAUGACCCACCGACAACUUAAAAUCCGUGUCUGUCUGUUUCUGCCUCCGUUUAUAUAGUAAUGUAUGUGAGAGAGCACAAAGAUGGGGAUUUGGUGCCAUACCUAGCAAAUAAUUCUCCCUCUCCUUGCCAUCUUUGGGAAUAAGUGCCUAUUGUUUUCAGGCCAAUAGAUUGCUUGCAAGUGACAGUGCAGGAAUUGACUGGGGGAUUGUAGUGUGUGUACUUUGAAUUUUAAAAAGGUCACAGUCAAGUAAUUCAACCACAGAUAUGAUCCACCUUUAAAACUGUUAGACUCUUGUUGAAAGAGGGAUCUUACAGAACUUGGCCAUGUUUUUAUCCUGCAUUGUGGUUGUUUUGCUUCCACAGAGCCAGUCGUGCAGCCCACAGAGGGAAUACAGGUCAAUGAACAAACCCACUUCUUGGUAUUCUGCUAAUUAUAAAGUAAAAGAAGAAAUGUAAUGCUAUUAUCUGCUGGCUUGUGAUUGAUUAAAAUAACAUACAUACAUUUAAGUAACUUCCUUUCAACAUAGGCCUCAGCAUUUUGUGUUAAAGAGGUAAUAUGGGGAAGGAGAAUACCAGAGAGAGAAUGAGGAGGCUAUUUACCAAGAAUGGAUUCUGGUAAUUAUCAAAUUGUAAUUAAAUCAUUGUGUGGCUUAUACUUCAGUGAACACACAUUCAUACCACACCAUUUAAUUUUUGUACAUCAUUACAUUUUGGAGUACAUCAUUACUGAUCUAUACUAUAAACUAUGUUUAGAUUAUAUUUAGGCAUAUUUUCUAAGAGCUGUGAAAAUACCAUGUACAUCUCACAGCACAAAUAUAAAAUCCGGCAUAUAGCUAUUGCAGACUCUGAUCUUAAUUGGAUAUUCAUAACUAUGAAUAAUUGGGCCAAAGUAGAUGCUGUUGAUUGUCAAUGGUAUUUUUAUGACUGAUCUCAGUGGAAGCAAUAGCAAUCAAUAAAAGUUUUUUUCCCCUUUA
Molecule: messenger RNA, 2302 nt
Organism: Pelodiscus sinensis (Chinese soft-shelled turtle)
Lineage: Eukaryota; Metazoa; Chordata; Testudines; Trionychidae
Gene: RNF144B
Product: ring finger protein 144B
Biological process (GO): protein ubiquitination
Molecular function (GO): zinc ion binding; ubiquitin-protein transferase activity
Source: RefSeq, a predicted model, not a curated record